AUGACUGGCGUCAUGGGCAGUACAUCAAGUAACGCAACGUUUUCUACAACCUACGGAUUAUUUGUCGAUGACUUGGGUUAUAUCUAUGUCAGUGAUGCAGGGAAUUACCGAGUGAUACGCUUCCCACCGAAUUCAACGAGUAGUACGAUUGGUAGCACCAUAGCUGGGACAGGUUUAGCUGGGUACGGACGUCAAGGAUUAGACAGUUCACGUGGAAUCUUUGUCAAUAGUGAUGGAGCACUGUACAUAGCUGAUACGAAUAACCACAGGAUUCAAAAAUGGAAUUCUGGAGCUUGCUAUGGAGUAACUACUGCUGGUACAGGAUACACAGGAAAUAGUCUUGGUCAACUACAAAAUCCGAGUUCAGUUGUUGUUGACAGUAAUGGAUACAUGUAUAUAAGUGACCAGAACAAUCAUCGAGUUCUUCGUUGGGCACCCGAAGCUUGUGCGGGUGAAUGUAUUGCAGGCUGUUCGAUGACUAUCGGAACGAGACCCGAUCAAUUGUUUUAUCCAUUCAGUAUAGCAUUUGAUAGCCAAGGUUCACUUUAUGUUAGUGAUACAUCGAAUAAUCGAGUGCAGAAAUUUGCAAUACUCAACAAUACCGAAGCAGUACUCGUACCUACUGCUCAAUGGGUAACUAAUGCAACAACAGUGGCAGGAUCGCCAACCGGUGGAUCUGGGUCGACAUCAUCGUUACUAAGUUCCAAUUAUGGUAUACGUAUUACGAACGAUGGUACUCUAUACAUUGCUGACAGAAGCAAUCAUCGAGUGGUUGUUGUCUAUCCGAACUCGACUAUAGCUGGUGCAAUAAUUGGCAGUGGUUACGGUAAUGGAUUAACUCAAAUGAACUCUCCAUCGGAUGUUUUCGUCACAAGUGAUGGAAUCUAUGUGCUCGAUUCUUCAAACUAUCGUGUUCUAAAAUUGCAAAAAAACGGAACCAAUCCGACUAUUGUAGCAGGCAGCACUGGCGUACUGGGCACUACGUCGAGUUACAAUACAUUUGGUGCAAGCUAUCAGAUGUUCAUUGAUAUUUCCGGUAAUAUCUAUGUAAGUGAUCAAUCGAAUCAUCGAGUGCUACGUUUUCCACCGAAUUCAUCGAGUGGUACGAAUGCUAACGUAAUAGCUGGGAUAGGCAGCUCUGGAUAUGGCCCUAGUCAACUCAAUACUCCAUAUGGUAUAUUUGUUGAUAGUGCUCGUACCUUGUACAUUGCUGAUACAAAUAAUCAUCGUAUUCAACGAUGGAAAUACAAUGCUUGUUCGGGUACCACUGUUGCCGGUCGUGCUGGCCAAACAGGUAGUGCGUUGUAUUUACUGCAAUACCCCUCAUCGGUGGUUGUUGAUAUCAAUGGAUAUAUUUAUAUCUGUGAUAAAAAUAAUAAUCGAGUUCUUCGUUGGGCACCCGAAGCUUGUGCGGGUGAAUGUACUGCAGGCUGUUCGAUGACUAUCGGAACGAGACCCGAUCAAUUGUUUUAUCCAUUCAGUGUAGCAUUUGACAGCCAAGGUUCACUUUAUGUUAGUGAUACAUCCAAUAAUCGAGUUCAGAAAUUUUCAGUAUUCAACAAUGUCUGUGAGUAUUGUAUAGCAUGGCGCUAA
Messenger RNA from Rotaria sp. Silwood2, 1593 nucleotides. Lineage: Eukaryota; Metazoa; Rotifera; Eurotatoria; Philodinida; Philodinidae. The record is from the annotation of a GenBank genome assembly.